This is a messenger RNA of Diabrotica balteata, 863 nucleotides long. The record is from the annotation of a GenBank genome assembly. Lineage: Eukaryota; Metazoa; Arthropoda; Insecta; Coleoptera; Chrysomelidae.
AACCUUUAAAAUUGAAAAAGUUCUAUUUCUCUUUGAGUUUCACAAGAAUUUAUUAUUUUAUAUAGAAAAUAUUCAUGGCAGCUGAAAAUGUUACUAUAUCAGAUAAUAAAAAGAUAUCUGAUGAAGACAGACAAUUUAAAGUUAAAGCUGCAAUCUUCCUUUCUGGAGUGUCUGGUAUAUCAGCGAUUAUAGGAUUUGGAGCAACAUUAGCAUCUGCAAAAAGGCAAGACCCAAAACAUUUUGGAAUUGGUAUGACGCCAACAAGAGAAUUAUCCGAGACUGGUGCAUCUUUAGCAUUACGAGCUCUAGGAUGGGGAACUUUAUAUGCAUUUGCAGGAUGUGGAGUGCUAUUUUAUGGCAUUUGGAAACUGUCAGGGGCUAAGAACUUACAAGAAUUCAGAUAUAAAAUGGGUUCUGCACUUCCUGUGAUACCGAGGAAUAAUCCACCUCAAGGAAGAACUGAAUUUAGUGGAUUGAAUGAUCUCUUAGACUAUUUGCAACAUCAAAAAGGUGUAAAAGACAAAUAAAUCAUCAGAAGCUAUGCAAUUCUAGUUGUUUGUUCAGUUUUAUGAAUAAUAACAGUGAGAUAUUUAUACAUAGACCCAUAGAUAUAACAAAAAAAAAAUAGUAGAAUGUAGUUUAUUUUCCAUGUUAAUUAUGCCCAAAAAUUUAGUGUUACAGACUCUAGUGUUGAUAUUUAUUUUAUUGCUUUUUUCCAGUUGCUCUUUAAAUAUGGUAAAUGAACUGAAAACAUGUAAAUAUAUUAGGUAUCACUUGUAAUUUUUUGUUUACUUGUAUGUUAUGGUUAAUAUAUCUAAGAAUUGUAAAUAUUGUUAAUAAAUAUUUAUAAAAUUUGUAUCCCA